Molecule: messenger RNA, 3312 nt
Organism: Eubalaena glacialis (North Atlantic right whale)
Lineage: Eukaryota; Metazoa; Chordata; Mammalia; Artiodactyla; Balaenidae
Gene: THRA
Product: thyroid hormone receptor alpha
Exons: 9
Coding region: 503-1735 (410 amino acids)
Biological process (GO): negative regulation of transcription by RNA polymerase II; thyroid hormone receptor signaling pathway; retinoic acid receptor signaling pathway
Molecular function (GO): RNA polymerase II cis-regulatory region sequence-specific DNA binding; nuclear receptor activity; zinc ion binding
Source: RefSeq, a predicted model, not a curated record
GGGAGGAGCCAAGCGCGGCCGCCGCCUCUGCCGGAGGAGCCGCGGGGCCGCCACACUCGCCCCCCGCCCCCCCGCGCUCACUCGCACUCACACCCGGGCGCAGGAGGCGGGCGGCCCGGGCCCCACCGGCCCCCCAUGGACGCCCCCGGCACGGGGCGCUGAGACCCCCGCGUCGCUGCCCAGCCCGGUCCAGCGCGCCACGCCGAGGGACCUCCGGACAGGACAAGAUUCCGAAGCUACUCCCCCAGCCCAGGACCCCCCCACAGACCCGGCUUCCCCCCCAACCCCACUACCUGCCACUCCCUGGCCCCUCUCACCGCCCGCCCCCCUUGGGGCGCAGGGCAUGGUGUGAAAGGCCAAGUGCUGAGACGGGCACCAUGGGUGCUGGGCCCUAGGGCCUGGGUGGCGGGGGGUGGGCGGCCUGUGGGCGUGCCGGGGGGGCCAGUGUGCCCACCCCAGUCUCUUGGCGUGCUGGAGGGCAUCCUGGAUGGAAUUAAAGUGAAUGGAACAGAAGCCAAGCAAGGUGGAGUGUGGGUCAGACCCAGAGGAGAACAGUGCCAGGUCACCAGAUGGAAAGCGAAAAAGAAAGAACGGCCAAUGUUCCCUGAAAACCAGCAUGUCAGGGUAUAUCCCUAGUUACCUGGACAAAGACGAGCAGUGUGUCGUGUGUGGGGACAAGGCAACCGGUUAUCACUACCGCUGCAUCACUUGUGAGGGCUGCAAGGGCUUCUUUCGCCGCACAAUCCAGAAGAACCUCCACCCCACCUACUCGUGCAAAUAUGACAGCUGUUGUGUCAUUGACAAGAUCACCCGCAAUCAGUGCCAGCUGUGCCGCUUCAAGAAGUGCAUCGCUGUGGGCAUGGCCAUGGACUUGGUUCUAGAUGAUUCGAAGCGGGUGGCCAAACGCAAGCUGAUUGAACAGAACCGGGAGCGGCGGCGGAAGGAGGAGAUGAUCCGAUCACUGCAGCAGCGACCAGAGCCCACUCCCGAAGAGUGGGACCUGAUCCACGUUGCCACGGAGGCCCAUCGCAGCACAAAUGCCCAGGGCAGCCAUUGGAAACAGAGGCGGAAAUUCCUGCCGGAUGACAUUGGCCAGUCACCCAUCGUCUCCAUGCCGGACGGAGACAAGGUGGACCUUGAGGCCUUCAGCGAGUUUACCAAGAUCAUCACCCCGGCCAUCACCCGCGUGGUGGACUUUGCCAAAAAACUGCCCAUGUUCUCUGAGCUGCCUUGCGAAGACCAGAUCAUCCUCCUGAAGGGGUGCUGCAUGGAGAUCAUGUCCCUGCGGGCGGCUGUCCGCUAUGACCCCGAGAGCGACACCCUGACACUGAGCGGGGAGAUGGCUGUCAAGCGGGAGCAGCUCAAGAAUGGCGGCCUGGGUGUCGUCUCCGAUGCCAUCUUUGAACUGGGCAAGUCACUCUCUGCCUUUAACUUGGAUGACACGGAAGUGGCUCUGCUGCAGGCUGUGCUGCUAAUGUCAACAGACCGCUCGGGCCUGCUGUGUGUGGACAAGAUCGAGAAGAGUCAGGAGGCGUACCUGCUGGCGUUCGAGCACUACGUCAACCACCGCAAACACAACAUUCCGCACUUCUGGCCCAAGCUGCUGAUGAAGGUGACUGACCUCCGCAUGAUCGGGGCCUGCCACGCCAGCCGCUUCCUCCACAUGAAAGUCGAGUGCCCCACCGAACUCUUCCCCCCACUCUUCCUCGAGGUCUUUGAGGAUCAGGAAGUCUAAAGCCUCAGGCGGCCAGAGGGUGUGCGGAGCUGGUGGGGAGGAGCCUGGAGAGAAGGGGCAGAGCUGGGGGCUGAGGGAGACCCCCACACCUCUUCUCUCCUCCCUCUCGUCCUCGGAUAGAUUCAGCUCCCCACACACCCCCCCGCAUUGCCCCGUCCCUCCUCAGAACCUCCAGCCCUGGGGCAGGGCAAACAAAUGAACUUGCUAUGAAAAGGACAGUGUGGGAGGUGGGGGGGGGGGUCGGGGGUCGGGGGGGGGACCGUGUCCUGCAGUUCCCAGGACCCCGUCCUCCGAGAAGGUAGGAGAAGGGAGGGAGAGCUAAGAGGGGACAAGCCAUCUUGACCGUAGGGGAUGGAGGAAUGUGGGAUGGGGGAAGAUGCCCUCAACUCACCCCCCCUACACACACACAAGAGAGAGCCCCCCGCCCAGUCUCUUGGCCUAGGUUCCCCCUCCAGGCUAAGGGCCUCUCUGCUUCCCCAGAUGCCUGGGUGCAAAGAAAGGCUUGGCUUGGCUCCUCCCCUGGAGGUUAAAAAUUACAGUCAUUCUAACUGCACUUUGGAAACCAGGCACGGAGAGAAGAUAAAUGAAGAAGUACUAGACAGAGGAAAAAAAGAGAAAAAAGAGAGAGCGAGCGAUUGAUAGAGAGAUGAUAUUAAGUUAUUAACUGAGGCUGGCCAGAGGGGAGGACCCCCCCAACCCCCAAGCACUUUGAGAGCUGCCCCUCCUCCCCCCAAAUCAGAGAGAACUGCCCCCCACACCAGGUCCCCAGGGGUAGGGCUGCCGAUCAGAGCUGUGAGUUGAUACAACAGGGUCCUGGCCACGCCCCCUUGCCUUGCCCCUCCCUCUGUGCCCCUUUGGCACCCCCCCGCGCCAGUACUCCCUCUGCUCUCUGCCACUCGUGCCCGCUGAGUUCCAUCUACCUCUCACGCUGGAUGCCAACUGGCCCCUCACCAGCCUGCCCUGCUGCCCGCACAGCUCCCCUUUCAAGUGCCCAGCCCCAGGGGCCUCUCCCUGUGCCCCCCCCCAGCUCCUUCCGCAUCGUGGCACCCACACAGGAAAAACUGUGGCUCAAGGUCCCGCCCUCCUCACAUCCUGCAGUAUUAGCUACGAUCCAGAUGCUGCUGCCCUGGGGGGUGGGGGGGGUGUGCGUGAGCUUCUCCCAGAGCCUCCACCCCCAUAGGCCCCUGUUUCCAUCUGUCUGCUGGGCUCUCUCUAACCCCUGCCCUCCUCCUUUCCACUCCCACUCGAUGCACUAUCCCAGACUCUGGGCAGGCAGGCACCGGAAUGGGGGUGCUUAGAUAAAUGGCACUUAGUCGAAGCCCUGGGGGAGGGGGUGGCUGGUGCGCCUCCUUUUUUCUUUGAAGCUCUUUAGGCCAGCCGCCCCUGUGCCCCUGGAGCCCCUUUCCCCUCUUCUUUUCUCUAAUUCAGGGACUUUGGCUUGAGCCACCUCCCACCCUCCUGGUGAGGAGUGCUCUGUUGGUCUGCACUUGGGUGAGCUGCCCUCCUCCUCCUCCCUUUGGCUAUCGCCCACUCCGCAGGGGAGAGAGGGAGGGAGGAGGUAGCCCUCUGAGGGUGGG